UGUCCUUGUCUUUCGCACAAAUUCACGGGUACCCACUUGCUUAUUUAUUUAUUUCUUUUUCAUAGGUUUACAAGAUGUAUGUUAUUAUUACAAAGUGAGAGCUUAUUCUAAAAUAAACAUAUGAUUAAAAUAAACCGUUUGUGUAUUGAACUUGCAUUGAAAGAUAAGUUUAAGUCCGGAUUCGAGUACUAAUAGUGCGCGAUUAGAUGCGGCUCAGUAGAGUUCAAUAAACUUGAAACGUCAGACUUUCAUAGAAAUGUCAUUAAUGGUUACUGAAUGGAGAUUUUCAUUGUGAAUGUUCGGCGUUAUAAAUCUAGUGUUUGUUAGUUUACAUCUACAUUGCUAUGGAAAACCAAAAUUCUCAAGAACGAACAGUUCCGAUACAGUAUGUGCGUGGCUCGAGGGCCUUUCGUCAGUUCAAGAAUCCACCUCAGCCCCAUAUGUGCAUUCAAGACACAAUAAAGGAUACUUCAGAAAAACUGUAUAUAAAUGUUCUCGGGUGGCAGAAAAUAGCGAAUCCUAAGCAGUACUCGGAUCCCAUACCAUUGUACGGAGGCAUGCAGGUGCCCCAAGGAUGUGGUCCAAACAGCAACAAGCCUCCACUCCUUGUGUUUGCUGUCAUGGUGAACCCAGACAUACUUAAAGCUAAUGGAAAAAAUGCUGCUAAUCGUACGGACCGCGAGGCGCUGGUGAGCCUGCUGUGCGAGUUCGUGGAGGCCAUGAACCCGGGGCUGCGGCUGGCGCGGCGCGCGCGCGUGCUGCGCGACCGCGACCUCGCCGGGGAGCUCAAGGACGUGUGGCUCGCGGUGCAGCUCAAGCGCGAGCGCGAGCGCGAGCGCGGGCAGCCGCAGGACGUCAUGUACAAGGUUUACGAUAUUGAUGGUAUCGGUGGUGAUGAGAUGAAUGAAGAUGACAAAUUGUCGACAAGUGACAACGGUUCUCCAAGCAGAGGAGGUGACAGGAAAAAUACAGUGAAAUCUUCAAAGCAAAUCCUGCUCAAUGCAGGCCAGAAGUCUGAGUUUGACUCAGGAAUGAACAACUGUCAACUCAGCCAAAACCCAAGCAGAGACAAUAGAAAUCCCAAUUCAGACACGACAUAUUGCACUCCAGUUUAUGGACAAAUAGUUUCCUCUAGGGAAAAUCACAAUCAAAUCAACGAUAUACAACAGAAAUUUUCACAAAAUGAAACUACAAAACCAUCAAGCUCAUUUAGAAAAGACUGGAAUCCUGUUCACGGGAAGACGACGGAAGGCUGGGAUGAGUUCUCCAAAAGAAACAUAUCUUCUAUAAGCAGCGAAGAUGAUGCCAAAAAACAGAAGUGUUCAAAAAAUGAAAAAUCCAACAAACCAGUUAGUAACGGGAAACAUUAUGAUUUCUUCCCAGUUUUUGACAAUAAGUCAGCAGAUGACUCUGAGACCGACGAGAAAAUGCCGUCGCCCGAACGAACAAGUAAAGACAAGGAUAUUAGGAACGAAGACAAUUCUAAAAUAAUCAUAGACCCAAUGCAGAAAUUAGUUCUGCAUUCGACUGAUAACAAAAUAUGUGAUAAUAAAACAAGUGCUCUCAGCUCGAUAAGCUCGUAAUUUAAAGCUUUUACAAACGGUUUUUGUAUGGCGGUUGAUAUUGAUAGAAUGCUUUAAAGCUGUUUACAUGUGUAUUGAUAAUAUGGAGACGUGACAUCUAUAUAUAUCACUAGUCAAAUAUAUUGAAUACAGUAUCGUUUCACAGUAUUUUCUGGCUUCAGCUGUUAAUGUUUAAAUUUAAGAUCAUAUUUUCUCACAUCAGAAUUCUUGCAAAUUCAAAAUGUUAUUCAAAUUCUUUGACUCAAUUUUGUUGUAAUUAAAGGCUCAAUAUAUUGUUGUCUUGAUUGUUCUAGUUUAGGCCCAAUCGCAAGACACAAAGGUAGAUAAAAAUAAAGAUAUACCUAAUUUUGCCAAUGCUUUUUAAGCAAUGGCAACUGCCAUUCUGAGCUAAAGAUGUUCAAGGUGACAUCUGAAUUCCAAUGUUUAAUGCUGUGUGAAUGAGUGAAUAGUUUGUAAUGGUUGUGUAUUUUAAAAAUGUUUUUAAAACAAUGAACAAAUAUGUGCAUUUAGACGUCAAAGUGGGAGAUUUUGUACAUUGCUAUAUUUUAUUGUUGCCAAUUUUACCUGUUUGAAAUCGAAAUUUAAACAUGAAAUCGUUAAAUCGCUCAUUUGAAUAAUUCAAAUGGCUUCUUAACAAUACGAAUCCUCAAGUGUUCGAUUUUUAUGAUCUCAAGUUACACACUUCUCCACUGUCGAAGAACGUCCGUCACUGCCAAACACUCGAAAACCUUUUCAUGUAUUGACGUAGAUUUUUUGUACCUAAUGUGACAUUUAAAUCUCAAAUUUGCCCCCUCUGCGAACUGUGCGAUAUGGCGAUGCUCAUAGUCUACUCAAUUUCAAUAUACCUUAGCAUUAAGACGACUGUAAAUGAAGAAUGCAUAUUUUAUAAGAAAAGAAAUAAGUUCGUUUAGUAAUGUUGUGAAAAGCCUUAUACAAUUUUGACCUAGCGUUUACAUCUUGCAUGGUUCACCCGGGGGCUAUAGUGAUAACUGAAUAGUGUAACAUUUAUAUGGUUGUAGUCGACUUCGAUCGAAUCUUACUUUAAGUUUGUUUUCUGUGCAAUCUUUUGGUUCUAUUUUACGAAACUAUAUUCUUAAUUUUAAUUUUUAUUGUUAUGUAUUUAUUGUAAACUGAUUGUGACUCAUUUUAAGCAUUAUGGCCGCUCUAAGCUUAACCAGCUCAAUGCGUAAUUACGGUCAUUAGCAACAUAGAAAAUAAUGGAAAAAAUAUUCUUGGCCCAACGCGUGUUAUUAUUUGAAUUACUAAAUUUAGAUAAUAAUUUCAAUGACUAGUUUUACACAUUAAAUAAUGAAAAUAUUUGUCGAUCAGUUUCGAGCCUUAUGUUAUCUAUCUCCCAAUCAUUUUUUACAAAAACUGUCUAGGUUAGAGAUUAUAUUAUGAAGAUAUUUUUAAUGAAUUUUGUUUACGGUACAUUGCUAAGCGUGCUAUAUUUCAAUCGUACGUAAUCUAAUUUAAUGCAUUUAUUUUCGGACAAAUGUUGCGAAUAUUUUCGACUUGCUAUUUUUAGACUUAAUUUCCUAUAUCAGAGUGAAAUUAGUUUUUGAUUUAUGUAAUUUAGAUAGCUGUAGUUUAGUCUAGUACUGAGCUACGUGUAUUGUUUUUACGUGUUUUUAGUAAUCCGAUUUGUAUUAUUUUUGACCGACUCAAGAGUUGCUAUUUUUUUAUAUUUUUGUUUUAAGAACCACAAAACACAAAUGCAAAUUGAAAGGGGUGGAAUUACCAAAAUCGCACAAUCACAUUAAUUAUUUUAAAAACUUUGAUGCAAAAUUUCAGGCGUUGAUAGGUUGUGGUGACCACUUACCAUCAGGUGGGCUGCGUGCCUGUUUGCAAAAAUGGUAGUAUGAAAAAAGUCAGUCAGUCCCGAGUCCGUGUUGCAUUUGAUUUUAUAGAUUUUCUUUUUCUGUCGAUUCUAUAAAUCGGAUUACUUUGGAUCAACUUUAGGUAUUGUAUAGAUGAUGUUCCUUUUACGCUGAGCCUUUGUCGUCUUUGAUAGAAAGCUGUAAUUAUUUUACUUACAGAAUUUAGUUUUCACGAUAUUUGGUAUGAUGUAAUUAUAAUCAUAACUUUGAUAUUGUUCUGUCAAGGACCUGGAAGAUUAUUGAGUUUGCACCAUAACAAAUACCUACUUUUGAUUGACGUGAAUUUUGUGUAACAGAGUUUAAUGUAAUCUAAAAUUCUGUUUCAUAAUAGGAGCAUUCUAUUUACCGUAAAACUUUAUUUUUCUCCAUAUUUUAUGAAAUAAUAAAAGUUUUCAUAAGUGACUAUCUAACUAAAUAAAUAAUAAUUUCUAACGAUUCUAAAUUAAGUAUGUUGUAGGAGGUAGGUAUGGUGCAAUCUCUAAUAUUUUAUAGAUUUUAUCUCAGCAUCAAGAAUUAUUAUUUAGCAAUAAAUAAUAGUUUAAACAAUUUCAGAUCUUUUGUAUUAUUCAAACAUGUUUUUUUUUAAAUUUUAUAAUGUAACUAAAUGUACCUUAUUAUAAAGGAAUUUAAUAUCAGAUCUCUUGUUUACAGUAUUUAAAAAUUACAUGUCAUUUACAAGAAUUUA
This is a messenger RNA of Plodia interpunctella (Indianmeal moth), 4148 nucleotides long. RefSeq lists its product as uncharacterized. The transcript has 4 exons. The record is from RefSeq and is a predicted model, not a curated record. Bases 345 to 1583 code for a protein of 412 amino acids. Gene Ontology annotation, cellular component: ribonucleoprotein complex; R2TP complex; cytoplasm. Lineage: Eukaryota; Metazoa; Arthropoda; Insecta; Lepidoptera; Pyralidae. Gene Ontology annotation, biological process: box C/D snoRNP assembly; rRNA processing.